GUCGUUCGCACGAGCGCGCGCAUUGUUCAGACGGUUUCGCAGACGCGUUUGAUGGCCCAGUGGAUGAAGCAAGACAUAGCUGAGACACACUGAGCCUUGUUUCUCAGAAGUCGUGAAAGAAUCAAAUUUGACUCGCAUUUUAUGCGUUAAUUAGGCAGAAGGCUAAACGAAAGGCCAAAAUAAAAACAAAACGAAAACAAACAAAAUAAAAGUAAAUAGCUCGUAAGCUACUACAGAAAUUAUUGUCGCUGUCGCGGAUGCUGUGUGUGUGUGGGUGUGUGUGUGUGUGUGCGCCUAUCCUAACAACCGCAUCCCACCCCCUAGGCCAAGCCGGUUCAAAGUGCGUGCGAAUAGUCGACGUUGUCCGGGCAGCGGUCGGGUCGGGGCAACUUGGCCAACAGCAUUUGCCGUAAUUUCGCGUUAAAAUAAACACGCAAAAGCAAAAGCAAAAAAAGAGACUUAAAAAUUUUGCUCAAAGAGCAAAAUACAGCAACAACAACAACAAACAGAGCAGUGCAUAGCAUAAAAUAGAAAAAAAAAAUCAAAUAAGAAUUGAAAUUUAGGCCAAAAGCGGAUUACGAGAAUUGUUGCUGCUAACAGAAACAACAACAACAACAACAACACAAAGGAAAGAUUUUCAUCUCGCAAAGGCUUUCUGCGUGUGCGUGUGCUUGUGCUUGUGUGCGUGUGCGUGUAUAAGUGUGCAAAAUAAAAUUGAAUUGCAAAACAACAACCACACAAAGAGAAAGAAAACAAACAAAAUAGAAAUACAAAUAAAUAAAAUGAAAAGUGAAUGAAAAAUUCAACACAUGAAAGGAAAUACCAAAUAAAAUCGCCUUAAGCAAAUAAACGACAGCAAGCGGUCAGUGAAGCGUGCUGAGAUCCAGAGAUCUCGAUUGAGCAAUUGGAAUCGAGAUUCGCUUUCGUGCUCAUUAGUUGGCUGGGUAAGGCGGGUGCCACGCCUCAACGCAUGAACGCCUCCAAUGUCCAUGGCAAUUAAUUGGCUGCCAAGCAAAACCUGAGCACGAAUUGAUGAACAAAAGUAAAGCAAAUUAAUGAAACUCGCUGCUGCUCUCCCAUGCGUAUAUGUGUAUAUGUGUGUGUGCGUGUGCGUGUGCGUGAGUGUGUGCAUGUGCGAACACAGUGAACGCAGUCAAGCACCGCUGGCAUUUAUACACCCGCACAAAUAAGUCUGCGCUCGCGUGCUGUCAUAAUUUAUCACAAUUGUCAACGUCUGCCAUAAGUGGGCCAGCAGAGUGAAAGAGAACGAAAACUAGAGAGAGAGAGAGAGAGAGAGGGAGAGAGUGCUGAGUGCAAGUGCAUUCAUAGCUUACAAACUGCAGCUGCAAAUCUUUCAACAUUACAACAAAAACAACUCGAACUACACAAAAAUAAAUAAAAACAAAUUCAUCAAAUUCGUCAAAUUCUUCUUCUAUUGUGCUUUUUUUUUUCUUAUGACCUUCUCUCUGUGUGUUUUGGAUAAAAAGUUAAAGUACAAAUCGCUUUGCUUCAUACCCGGAUAAGCCCAUCAAAAAGGAGCUGAGGCCAGAGCCAGAGCCAGAGCCAGAGCCAGAACAGACGAAAUAAACUUUUUCUUUCUGGAUUUCGCAAAGUUCUACGCUAAAACUUGCGAAUUAAGUUCAAGUUUAUGUUCGGACGGCUGCUUUAAGGAACAGCAAUAAUUUUUUUGCCGGCUCAGGGACGUCUCCAAUCCGCCAUGCCAAGAAGGCAAUAAAAGUGCAAAUAAACAUGUAAAAGGACAUUAAGAUUCCCGUGGCAGCAGGACUCGCUUUCGAUUUGAAAGCAGCUGAGGACAAACAAGCAGCGGCUGACUCACAUCUAAAUGCCAUUUGAAUUGUGCCUUUUAUGGGCCAAGUUGAAGACGAUAGCGAACUAAAGGCGCGUUGGCGCUUCAUUAAAGUCAAAAGCGGAAACGGAAAUAGCCAACAACAGCUCAAACAAAACGCGCUCACGCAUACACCCACACAGACUGACUGAGGCAUUUGUCUAUUGGCGCCCAGGCAACCUCAUGUAUUGCCCUAGCUGUUGGUCUAUUCGCUUUUCGUUUCGUUCCUUUGACCCUUUGGAGAAACUGAAGAGCGCGCCAUAAAUGACGAAAAGCUCAUUGGUUCGACUACAGCGAGAUGACUACAAUACAAUUUUUAAUAGCAGCAAGCGACAUGGCAACUGCAACUGCAACAGGAACCACAAAAAUGCGAUUCACAACUUCAGGAAUAGCCACAUUCGCCAAUUGGCAAAAACAACCAGAGCAACAACAACAACAACGACAGCAACUAGAACACAACACACAUCGAAAAUCACGAACGCGAACGGCGCUGUUCACAGGGAAAACGGUUUCAAUUGUCGUUUCGAUGAUGUUUUUGCUGUUGCUACAGCAGCCGACGGCGAUUCGAGCGGAAGAGGAAUCACAGGAUUUUCAAAAGAACAUACCCGCACGCCUGGUUUGGGCCGCUGCCGGCAAGACCGUGGAGCUGCCUUGCGACCUGACGCCACCCACGCCGCAGGACUCGGUGAAGCUGCUACUUUGGUUCAAGGAUACCACUGGCAUACCGUUAUACAGUCUGGACUCGCGGGGCGGCAACGUCAAGCUGGCGCCACAUGCGGCCAUAGCUAGCGAUCUGGGUCAGCGUCUCUUCUUCAGCAUUGGCGAUAAUCCCAAGGAUUCGCGGCUGCAGAUUAAGGACGUUAAGCCCGAGGAUGGCGGCGUCUAUCGCUGCCGCAUCGACUUCUUCAACUCGCCCACGCGCAACUUUCGCCACAAUCUGACGCUCGUUGUGCCGCCUGAGGAGCCGCGCAUCUUUGAUGCUCAGGGCAAGGAAAUCUCUCAAUUGGCUGGGCCAUUUCGUGAGGGUUACGAGCUGUUCCUCUGCUGUCAAGUGAGAGGCGGGCGACCGCCGCCGAAGGUCACCUGGUGGCGCGAUGGCAACGAGCUGAUCGGCACCAGCCACACGUCCGUGGAGGAGGGCGCCACGGUUAUGGUCAACCAGCUGCUGAUUGGCACCACGACGCGGGACUAUUAUGGGGCGCGCAUUGAGUGCCGAGCGCAGGGCACACGCCUGCUGCAGCCCGUCACCAAGGAUGUCACCGUCCAGGUGCACCUGAAGCCCAUUCGCGUCAAGAUCGUAACGCCCAAUGACUUGCUUACGGCGGGCCAUCCGAUUGCCAUACGCUGCGAGUCCUGGGGCUCCUAUCCGGCGGCCAAGAUUGUCUGGCUGCUGGACGGCGAGCCCAUACGCAAUGCCGAGGUGACUCUCAACAACGACAAAGAGGAUGCCAACAUAACAACGAGCAUUCUGACACUGAAGGUAACAGCGGAGAACGACAAUGCGGAGCUGACGUGCCGUGCAUCGAAUCCCUGGUUCUCCGGCGGCGCCAUCGAGGACAAGCGCAUCAUACGGGUGGCAUACCCGCCCACCGUCUCGGUGCACUUGGCCAACGAGGACCCCAGCCGCAUGGUUACCCGAGCCGAGGGCCAGAACGUCACAUUCAAAUGUCGUGCAGAUGCCAGGCCACCUGUCACCAGCUACUCCUGGUUCAAGAACGGCAUGCGUAUGUCUGGCGAGAGCACGGAAAUCAUGCACCUGACGCACCUGGAGCGAGAGAGUGCAGGCGCUUACGCCUGUGGGGCCACGAAUACGGAGGGCGAGACGCGCAGCUCCAGCCUCACGCUGAAAGUGCAGUUCUCGCCGCGCUGUAAGCCGGGCUCGGAGCAGACGUCCAUUGGCGCCAUUAACAUGCACUCCAUACAGGUGAAGUGCGAAGUGGAUGCCGAUCCGCCAGAGUCGGUCAAAUUCAGCUGGACCUACAACAAUACGCGCAAUGUGUCGCCGGUGCUGAACUCCCGGAUACAAUCGAAUGGACUGACCAGCACUGUGACGUAUCUGCCGCAAACCGACUCCGAGCUAAUAACACUGGCUUGCUGGGCCAGCAAUGCGGUGGGCCGGCAGACGGUGCCAUGUCUCGUUCACAUUCUGCCAGCAAAUGCACCAGAGGCGCCAAAGGCCUGCGAACUGCGCAACGAUACCGUCCUCGAGGUGGUCUGUGUGGCCGGCAGCGACGGCGGACUCACCCAAUACUUCAUGCUGGAGGUGGUGGGCGGGGAUUUGCUAUACGCCAGCGAGUCGGCGACGGGCAAGGGCCAGUUCGGCGACACGAAUGGCCAGGUCGACAAUGAGCUGUCCACGCUCAACGAUCAGGCUACAUCUGCACCCAUCUUCCGCAUGCAGGAGAACAGUCCACAAUUUCGUUUGAAUAAUUUAGAGCCGGGACGUGAAUAUCAAUUUUUAGUUUACGCCGUCAACGCAAAAGGACGUAGCGAGCCGCCGGUGGUGAUUGAACGUGUGCGAGUCGCCGCCCAACUGGGACCAUAUGAUGAAUCUAUACUCUCGGAGGAUCCGACGCCCGCGGAAACCACGCAUCAUGUGGGCGGCAGCGGCAGCAGCGGCGGCGGCCCAAGCGGCGUCGGCGCCGGCGCCAGCAUCGGCAACGGCCCAGAGAAGGAGUCGACGCUGCUCAUACUAGCCGCAGUCGUGGCGAUAGGCGCCGUCAUUGUGACGUCAAUUAUCGUGGCCGGCAUUGUAGUUGUCUGCCGGCAUCGGCCGCGGCCACCUGAGCCGCAGGAGGUGCGCAAGAGCAUGCGGCCGGCGCGCAACGAUGUGCCCUCCAUGUACAUUGAGGAGGACGAGCUGAACGAGCUGGAGGAGGGCGGCGGUCGGGCAGCAGAGAUACGCGCCCGCAUCACACCUGCCAGCUCGCACCUGUGCCACGGUGCUGGAGCCAUGAGCGCCCCCAGUGGCGGCAGCGGCGUCGGCGGCGGAAUCGUGGGCGUCGGCGGGCCACACCACUACAUCUCCGAGAGCUUCAUCCAGUACGCGCAGCCCAGUCUAAACGGCGACGUGCUGCUACCUUUGCUUGUUACUGCCAGCCAGCCGACUAGCCGCUACCACCGAGCCGUUGCCCCGCUCACCCACUCGGCCACAAUGUCGGACGUGGUCGUGGCCAUGCCCCAACCGACUGCCGCAAAGCUAUGUGCAACGGCUGCCGAUGCAGCCGCCUGGCCGCCUGAAUGUAUGCAAACUGAAUUUAAUACAACAAAAUCUGUGCACAAAACCUGAAAGGCAAGAACCAUUGCAGAGAAACAAAAACGAUUUUACAACACACAGACACCGACACACACACACACACUUAAUAACUGCAACAGGAGCAACAGAUUGAGCUUUAGCUGGGUCUUAGUCAUGCGGUGCUCCACUCUGCACCAUCUGCACACGACGAUUCAUCAAGACUUAAGUCGAGCAAAAGUCUUCUCAAAUACACUUUUGAGUAUCAGAAUUCAAAUGAAAGCACAAAAACUACUUGAUUUCACAAUCUUUUUGUCACACUUCACACUCAAUUCCACUACAACUUCACUUUUGCAUACUCUAUUCACUGUAGAGAAAGGGGGAUUCGAAUCAUAUGAAUAAAAUUCAUAAACAGCUCAGCAUAGAUUGAAUUAUUACAUCACUCAAAAUUAAAUCAUUCAGAGCACUUGAAACGACUUAUUUUGCAAUCGAAUUUUAAUUCGCACUCAUUACAGGGUAUUUGGCAGUCGUGUUGCAGCUCUUGUGGUGUCAUGUUUUCAAUUCGUCUGUGUCUUUUGUGGAUGACUCUGUCCCUGACAUUUUCUCUUUAUUGUGUAAAUUGUGCUACAAAGCCACAAAUUUCUUUUAAUUGAGGGAAUUUUGGCAAUGGGUGUUGGUAUUCCUGCUGCCCAGAAGGAGUCGUAAUUGCUGCAGCAGUUACGACUCAGAAAUGAAGAGUCUUUUAGCCCUUUACUCUGGUUAAACGUGAUUGCAGUUCAAUGCUCCUGCUCAACGGUAACCAGGCUCUAUAAUAGAUACUUUACCAGCAGUUAAGGCUUGGGCAAAGGCAAUAGGCAAAAUGCAAGAGAAGAGCUCGCCCAGAAUGGCUUUCGAGAGUCAAGUCAUCUCAUAGCUGGUCGGAGGCCAAUGCAAAUGACAACAACAGGAAUAAAGGAAUCAGCCACACAACAAGUGACAGGACAAUGGCGCACUUGCGUCUUAAAUAUUGUUUCUAAAAAGGGCAAACGCAGCAGGCAACUGCAGGACUAACUGUAGAGCCGAUUAGCUCUUCUUUGAGUAGAUUUCGCUCGCCAAGGACAAUGCUGGCAGCAUGCCAGUAAUCGAAUAUCGAAAUGUUUGGCAUUAUUGUGCUCACAGCUAAUAAGGGCUUAAAUGUACAUAUCAUAUUAAUACAGAUUCAGUUUCUAAAAAUGCUUUACAAAAUAUUCAAGAGCUACACUCAAGUCCUAGGAGUUGAUGCGAGAGAAAGCUGAGAGCUUCAUUUAUAUAUAUUUAUAUUUUAUAUAUUCUUUUUAUGUAACAAGAUGUAAGAUUUUGUUAAAACUGGAAUACGAAGCGACUGUUUCCUAUUUUUGCCAUUUUUUUAGUGCUCCUUUCCACUGUGCCUGUGCUUUAUCGACGCAGCUAUGUAGUCGCUGUGUAUUGGUAGCUCUGUGAGUGCGUGUGUGCGUCGACAAAGCCCUUUGGACAUGUUGCAGCAAUACGAGCACACUCACACACACAGACAGAGAUACAUAGACAACUUGCAAAGUUAUAUGCAAAUACUUGCUCAUAUCUAGUGCUCGUAUAUUGCACGCUCGGAGAGUGCAGCAGAAUUUGUUGCUCGUUCUGUAUAUUUUGCGAGCUCUAGUAUACUUUGUUUUUACUUUUGAAUUGCAUAAAUUUCAAUUAUGUAUUGCAAAAGCACUAAAUUAAAAGGCACAAAUGCGCGUGUAUGCACACACACACACACACACGCACACACACACACACGCAUACACAUAACAUGGCAGUAUGUCAACACGGCAAAUGCAAAUAUUAUUUAAUGGGCAGAUGUGACGUAUACGUGAUAUUAUUUUUAAUUUAAUCCGGCCGCCCUUUGGCGCUGUUCUCCUGGCUCGUGCAAAACUCACAAAUUAGCUACAUUUGAUUUUGUCAACGAUUUAAUUUGCUGCUUUUUCAGCUUUCUCUUUAUUAUGUUCGCUUUUCAUGAAUUUUGAUGGUUCGCAGGCCCGACAACUUUUAAUUUAUAGGCGCCCCAGGCAGCCAGCUGCGACAUGCCACGCGGCCUCUCACAUUUGACUGUCAAGCGUAGCGCCCGUAACGCUGCUGCAAGCGUAUUUGUACAGCCCGUCACCCUCGCCCCCGCGUCGCACUCUGACGCAGACAUAAAACAAGUUGACUUGUUCCUGCUUACAAGACACUAACAAGUGCCAAAGUCAGGCUGAAGUGUGCAAAACCUGGGCAAAAA
Drosophila mojavensis is the source of this 7329-nucleotide messenger RNA. It is a transcript of the gene side, whose product is annotated as nephrin. NCBI's taxonomy places the organism in Eukaryota, Metazoa, Arthropoda, Insecta, Diptera, Drosophilidae. Gene Ontology annotation, molecular function: protein binding. The record is from RefSeq and is a predicted model, not a curated record. The coding region runs from base 2145 to 5135 and encodes 996 amino acids. The transcript is spliced from 17 exons.